Messenger RNA from Engraulis encrasicolus (European anchovy), 9403 nucleotides. RefSeq names its product APC regulator of WNT signaling pathway (gene apc). The record is from RefSeq and is a predicted model, not a curated record. Gene Ontology annotation, biological process: regulation of cell differentiation; Wnt signaling pathway; negative regulation of canonical Wnt signaling pathway. Gene Ontology annotation, cellular component: catenin complex; cytoplasmic microtubule; beta-catenin destruction complex. Lineage: Eukaryota; Metazoa; Chordata; Actinopteri; Clupeiformes; Engraulidae. Bases 239 to 8587 code for a protein of 2782 amino acids. Gene Ontology annotation, molecular function: gamma-catenin binding; beta-catenin binding; microtubule binding. The transcript has 16 exons.
ACAUGGCGUAAAGAGGGGAGGUAGACGCCGUCCGAGGGAGAAAAAAUCGGUGGGAGACACAAAAGAAAAAGUUUGUUCGCAUCUAUAAGUGCUUAGUAAGUUUUAAAGGAAACAAAUGGCUCUUAAGUCUUCCCGACCAGUAAAGUUUUCCACUGGUCAGUGACCCUCCACACGGCUAGGGACGGAUCAACUUGGAGAGGAAGGCGAAUGUUUUGUGCAGGUCAAGAGGUAGUGGAAGAUGGCUGCUGCGUCUUACGAUCAGCUGCUGAAGCAAGUGGAGGCCCUGAAGAUGGAGAACUCCAACCUACGCCAGGAACUCGAGGACAACUCCAACCACCUCACCAAACUAGAGACCGAGGCAUCUAAUAUGAAAGAGGUGCUGAAACAGCUCCAAGGAAGCAUUGAAGAAGAUUCCACAGACUCCCAAGGACAGAUUGAUAUCCUAGAGCGGCUCAAAGAGAUGAGCCUGGACUCCACUGGCAGCUUCCCAGGGGGAGGGAAGCUGAGGCCCAAGCCUGGCGCGCAGGCCUCCGGUUCGGGCCACUCAGCGGACAGCAGCCCCAGCCCCAGCCCCAUGGGCUCCUUCUCCAGGAGAGGCACCCCCUCAGCGGGCCGGGAUAGCGCCGGCUACCUGGAGGAGCUGGAGAAGGAGAGGUCCUUGUUGAUGGCUGAACUGGAGAAGGAGGAGAAGGAGAAGGAUUGGUAUUAUGCCCAGCUGCAGAACCUCACCAAGAGAAUCGACAGCUUGCCCUUAACUGAGAAUUUCUCGCUGCAGACGGACAUGACGCGGCGGCAGCUGGAGUACGAGGCUCGGCAGAUCCGGGCGGCCAUGGAGCAGCAGCUGGGCACCUGCCAGGACAUGGAGAAGAGGGCUCAGGGAAGGGUGGCCCGCAUCCAGCAGAUUGAGAAGGACAUGCUGAGGAUUCGGCAGCAUCUCCAGUCACAGCCGGCCGAGCCUGAGGUCAAGCAUGAAGCGGUUGGUCCCGGGGAGGCUGCACAGCCAUCAGCUGACUCUGCGGUUGGGACUGUAAGCUGUGCUCAGGCCUCCAGCUCUCGUCUGGACCAUGAGUCGGGUAGUGAAAUGAGCUGUGCAGGAAGCUACUCCGUCCCUCGCCGCCUAACGAGCCAUCUGGGCACCAAGGUGGAGAUGGUGUACUCGCUGCUCUCCAUGCUGGGCACGCACGACAAGGACGACAUGUCCCGCACGCUGCUGGCCAUGUCCAGCUCGCAGGACAGCUGCAUCGCCAUGCGCCAGUCGGGCUGCCUGCCGCUGCUCAUCCAGCUCCUCCACGGCAACGACAAGGACUCGGUGCUGCUGGGCAACUCGCGCGGCAGCAAGGAGGCGCGGGCGCGGGCCAGCGCCGCGCUGCACAACAUCAUCCACUCGCAGCCGGACGACAAGCGCGGCCGGCGGGAGAUCCGCGUCCUGCACCUGCUGGAGCAGAUCCGCGCCUACUGCGAGACCUGCUGGGAGUGGCAGGAGAGCCACGAGCGCGGCGUCGACCAGGACAAGAACCCCAUGCCUUCACCAGUGGAGCACCAGAUUUGUCCUGCAGUUUGCGUUCUCAUGAAGCUGUCCUUUGACGAGGAGCACAGACAUGCUAUGAAUGAACUCGGUGGACUUCAAGCCAUAGCAGAGCUGCUGCAGGUUGACUGUGAGAUAUACGGCCUGACGAGCGACCACUACAGCGUGACACUAAGGAGAUAUGCUGGGAUGGCCUUGACCAAUCUCACUUUUGGGGAUGUAGCGAACAAGGCAACGCUGUGCUCCAUGAAGGGCUGCAUGAGGGCCAUGGUGGCUCAGCUGAAGUCAGACAGUGAAGAUCUACAGCAGGUAAUUGCCAGUGUGCUGCGGAAUCUGUCGUGGCGUGCGGACGUGAACAGCAAGAAGACACUGAGGGAGGUGGGCAGUGUGAGGGCUCUGAUGGAGUGCGCCCUGGAGGUCCACAAGGAGUCCACACUGAAGAGUGUCCUAAGUGCCCUCUGGAACUUGUCUGCUCACUGUACCGAGAACAAGGCUGACAUCUGUGCAGUGGAUGGGGCCCUGGCGUUCCUCGUUGGCACGCUGACGCACCGGAGCCAAACCAACACCCUGGCCAUCAUCGAGAGUGGCGGAGGCAUCCUGAGGAACGUCUCCAGCCUCAUUGCCACCAAUGAGGACCACAGACAAAUUCUCCGUGAGAACAGCUGCCUGCAGACCCUCCUCCAGCACCUCAAGUCCCACAGCUUGACCAUCGUCAGCAACGCCUGCGGAACCCUCUGGAACCUCUCGGCGCGGAACGCCAAGGACCAGGAGACGCUGUGGGACAUGGGCGCCGUGAGCAUGCUCAAGAACCUCAUCCACUCCAAGCACAAGAUGAUCGCCAUGGGCAGUGCCGCUGCCCUGAGGAACCUCAUGGCCAACAGGCCCGCCAAGUACAAGGACGCCAACAUCAUGUCCCCUGGCUCCAGCCUGCCUUCCUUGCACGUGAGGAAACAGAAGGCACUGAUCGAGGAGCUUGAUGCCCAGCAUCUCUCCGAGACGUUCGACAACAUCGACAACCUGAGCCCCAAGGCGUCUCACAGGAACAAGCCCCGGCACAAGCACGGAGUGUACGGGGACUACGACGGAGUGUGCAGGUCGGCCGACGGGUACAGCCCCAACGGCGUGGGCAUGCGAUCGCCGUACAUGAACACCCCGGUGCUGUCCAGUCCCUCGUCACGAGAGAACCGGGGCAACGGUGAAGGCAUACGAGCCGAAAGGGACAGGAGCCUGGACAGGGAGCGGAGAGGGGUCGCAGGGGGGUUCCAUUCGGACCCCGGUGAUGCUGCUGCUAAGCGGAUGCAAAUUCCCAACACGACGGCCCAGAUUAGCAUGGUCAUGGAGGAAGUGCAAGGCAUGCACUUAGGCAUGGAUGAUAGGAAUGUAGGCUCCACCCCUGACCCCCACUGUGUUCAGGACGACAUGGGCGGGGUGAGACGCAACCCAGCUGCCCACGGCCUCGGUAACGUCUACUACACUAAGACUGACCACUCUGGUAGACCAUGCCCAAUGCCUAAACUCGAGUACCGGGCCUCCAAUGACAGCCUCAACAGUGUCAACAGCACAGACGGUUAUGGCAAAAGGGGCCAAAUGAAACCCUCCAUAGACUCUUAUUCUGAAGACGACAGCAAGUGCUGCGUCUACAGGAAGUACCCGGCAGACCUUGCCCACAAGAUCCACAAUGCCAACCACAUGGAGGACAAUGAUGGGGAUCUCGACACACCCAUCAACUACAGCCUAAAGUACUCUGAUGAACAGCUGAAUUCCGGCAGACAAAGCCCAAGCCAGAAUGAACGGUGGGCACGUCCCAAGCACAUAGAAGACGAGAUGAAGAGGCCCGAUCAGAAACCUGCAAGAUCCCAAAGCCCCGGCUACACUAUGUACGCUGAAACAAACAGUGACGGCGAAGAGAAGCUGAAAAAAUAUCAGCCAAGGUUUGCCCAGCAGGAAAUGGGUGGCGGUUUCAGGGCCAGGGGUCCAAGUGGCGCUGAACAAAGCAGUGGGGGUUCCUCUCAUGGCAUGAACAAGAAAGUGAACCCUGCCAUGUGCUCUGUUGAUGACUAUGGUGACGAAAAGCCAACCAAUUACAGUGAACGGUACUCGGAAGAGGAGCAGUCCGAUGAGCAGCCAACCAAUUACAGCAUGAAGUACUCCGAGGACCAUCACGUUGAGCAGCCAAUAGAUUACAGCUUGAAAUACUCUGAGGGCAACUCCAAGAAGCCCAUGUUCAGCCACUCAAAGCCCUCCUCUGCUCAAAGCUCUGUCAAAGACCAUUUAAGCCAGGACAGCUCCUCAUCUGUAACCUCCAGCAAAAACGCAGGCAGGCAAAAGCAACCCCACCCCUCAUCUUCCCAGAGCCGAUCUGGACCGGCACGUAAUGUAAUGCAGAAGAAUGCAUCAUGCAAAGCCCCCACCAUCAACCAGGAAACACUACAGACCUACUGUGUGGAGGACACCCCGAUAUGCUUCUCCAGGGGCAGCUCGUUGUCAUCUCUAUCCUCUGAGGAGGAUGAAAUGGACGGCUGCAAAAGAAAUGCCAGCAGCAACUACCCCACCUUGCCCAUCACAGAGAAAGAGCCACCCAGCACCAUGACCGCCGAACAGCGCACCACCGAGAGCCAACCACCUGUCCAGUAUGUGAGAAUGAAACCUCCCCGUCACCAGUCUCAAGGCGGACACGGGCAUCACAAAGUGGAGUUCUCAUCCGGUGCCAAAUCCCCCUCCAAAAGUGGGGCACAGACUCCCAAGAGCCCGCCAGAACACUACCUGCAGGAAACACCCCUCAUGUUCAGCCGAUGCACCUCAGUGAGUUCUCUCGACAGCUUCGAGAGCCACUCCAUCGCCAGCUCUGUGCAAAGCGAGCCAUGCAGUGGAAUGGUGAGCGGCAUCAUCAGCCCCAGUGAUCUGCCAGACAGCCCUGGUCAGACCAUGCCACCUAGCCGCAGUAAGACCCCGCCGCCACCCCAGCCCCACUCUCAGAUCCCACAGAUGAAACAGAAAAUGAAAGUGGCCCCCCACUCUGACAAACGGGAGCUGGCCCCGAAGCAUGCUGCUGUAAAUGCUGCUGUUCAGAAAGUUCAGGUGCUACCUGACAACGACACGCUUUUGCACUUUGCCACCGAGAGCACCCCAGAUGGAUUCUCUUGUGCCUCAAGCCUCAGCGCACUGAGCAUGGAUGAACCAUACAUCCAGAAGGACGUGGAACUCAAGAUUAUGCCACCAGUGCAUGAAGAUGAACAUGGCGCCGAGGCCGACCAUGAGAACGAGGAGUCAAAAGAACCUCAGAGCCCUGAAAAGCCUGUCCCAUCAUGUGAAGAAGAGAAAGAUCUAAUGGAUGAUUCAGAUGAUGAUGACAUAGAAAUUCUAGAGGCUUGUAUAAACUCCGCCAUGCCAACAAAGUCAUCAGGGAAACACAAGAAACAGUCACCCUCAGGCACUUCAAGAAUACCUCCUCCACCUGUGGCACGCAAACCAAGCCAACUACCUGUGUACAAAUUACUUCCCACACAAAGAGGACAGCAACAGAAACACAUGACUAUGGCACACGGAGAAGACAUGCCACGCGUCUACUGUGUUGAGGGAACACCCAUUAACUUUUCAACAGCCACCUCCCUGAGUGACCUCACAAUCGAUUCCCCUCCAAAUGAGCUAGCUAGUGCUGAGCCUCCUGCAGCUCGUGUCGAACCAUCUGCGCAAAGGCGUGACACCAUCCCAGAGGGGAAAAGUGCAGAGAGCAAAGACACUGGGGCGCCGUCUGCAUCCCCUGCUGCUGCUGCCUCCCAGCUUGAGACUGAGGGAGAUGACAUACUUGCUGAGUGCAUUAACUCGGCUAUGCCGAAAGGGAAAACUCAAAAGCCUUUCAGAGCCAUUCAGAAAAUGUCUGAUCCCCCUCAGCAUCCAGUAACCGCCCCCAGUAGUCUUGUUCAACAGGAAUUUGAAAAGAAAAAACCCACUUCCCCUGUGAAGCCUAUGCCACAGAGUAGUGAGUACAGAGCUCGGAUGUUGAAAAGACCAGAGGGAGCUAGUGGUUUUCCAGAGGCUUCGCCAUAUGCUGACAAACCUAAAGACCCCAAAAAGGCCGGGCUCAAAGAGCCAGAAAGAACUCGUCCCGGCUACACUUUUGAUUCACCACACCAUUACACGCCCAUAGAAGGCACGCCGUACUGCUUCUCACGUAAUGACUCACUCAGCUCUCUUGACUUUGAGGACGAUGAUCUUGACCUGUCUAAAGAGAGGGCUGAGCUCAGAAAGGACAAAGAGCAAAGAAAGGUCCCUGCAAAGAGCCUUCCAGAGCCCCAGCAACACCAGCAGCAGCCACAGCAACCACCUGUAAACACAAACAGGGUCACUGCAUUCCAGGCCCAGCCCUCAAAGCCCAUGCAGAAACCACCAGCAUUCCCACAAGCAUCCAAAGAAAAUGCUGGACCGGUUCCAGAUGAGAAGCAGAAGUUUUCCAUUGAGGACACGCCUGUGUGCUUUUCCAGGAAUUCUUCUCUCAGCUCCCUAAGUGACAUUGACCAAGAAAACAACAACAAAGACCUGCCGCCGAAGGAAGAACCUACUCAGGUAGAGGCCCCAAGGCCACAGGCAUCUGGCUAUGCACCAAAAGCCUUUCACGUAGAGGACACCCCUGUGUGUUUCUCAAGAAAUAGCUCUCUUAGUUCACUUAGUAUUGAUUCAGAGGAUGACCUCCUUCAAGAGUGCAUCAGCUCAGCAAUGCCAAAAAAGAAGAAACAACCGCCAAGAAGCAAGUCAGAGGAUCAGAGCACCAGUGAGGAGAAAACAGUUGUGGCAGAAGGCAUCAUGGCCGAGGAACCGGACCUCAUUUUAGAUCUUACGGAUACACACAGCCCCAUUUCAGAGCAAGCCCUUUCCCCAGAUUCUGAGUCAUUCGAUUGGAAGGCCAUCCAAGAGGGGGCAAAUUCAAUUGUGAGCAGUCUGCACCAGGCAGCUGCUAGCCUGUCAAGGCAGGGCUCAUCAGACUCUGAUUCCAUCCUCUCCCUGAAAUCCGGUAUCUCCCUGGGAUCUCCUUUCCACCUCCCCUCGAAUUCAGAUGAGGCCAAACCAGCACUGAGCAAGGGUGGGCCAAGGAUAUUAAAGCCUGGUGAGAAAAGCACAGUCGAAUCAAAGAAGAAGGAAGAAGAAGCAAAAGGCCUCAAAGGUGGAAAGAAGGUCUACAAAAGCCUCAUCACGGGCAAACCACGACCCAGUCAUGACACUGUCCCCUCCCAGAGACCGGCCCCUGGCCCAGUAAUGUCUAGAGGUAGAACUAUGACUCACAUACCUGGUGUAAGGAGCAGUUCUCCCAGUACCAGCCCAGUGCCAAAAAAGCCCCCUCCCCGCGGGCAAGUGUCAAAGCCCCUAUCCCAGGGUCCAAACUCUGGGAAUUCGCCAAGGGGAAUCAAACCCCCAGCCAAGUCUGACCCCAGUCCAGCCCGUGAGCCCCCAGCCUCCCAAGGCGGCUCCAGUAAAGGCUCCUCACGUUCCGGAUCCAGAGAUUCUACACCGUCCAGACCUCCUCCCCAGUCCCUGACCAGACCCAUGCAGUCUCCAGGCCGAGGAGGAGCUGUUUCUGUUUCCCCAGGGAGGAAUGGAUUAACCCCCCCUAACAAGUUGUCUCAGUUGCCACGGACUGCUUCUCCAAAUGCACAGGCUGCAAAAGCGGGCCCAGGUGGCCGCAUGGCCUACACCUCCCCUGGCAGACAAAUGGGUCAGCAAGCACAAGGCAAACAAAUGACGGCACCGAGAAGUGCCAGCGGGAUUCCUCGUAGUGAGUCGGCCUCUAAAAGCCUCAACCAGUGUGGAGCAUCCGGCCCCUCCAAAAAGGCAGACCUCUCCAGAAUGUCGUCCACCAAGUCCAGUGGCAGUGAGUCUGACCGUUCAGAAAAGCCCGGCCUCGUCCGCCAGUCCACGUUCAUUAAGGAAGCCCCUAGUCCAACACUAAAAAGGAAACUAGAAGAGUCAGCCUCGUUUGAGUCCCUGUCCCCCUCCUCACCAAGUAUGUCACAGUCCCAAACACCCGUAUCCAGCCCUUCCUUACCUGAUAUGUCCUUAGGUUUGCCCUAUCAAGGCAGCAGCGGAUGGAGGAAGUCCCCGCACAGUCAGAACUCCUCUGAAAACGGAGACGGGAAAUCGGUCAAAAGGCAAGACGCCUCUCGGUCUCAUUCAGAGAGCCCUUCUAGAAUGCCCAUAAACAGGACGGGAACCUGGAAGAGGGAACACACCAAACACUCAUCGUCCCUCCCCAGAGUCGGCACGUGGAAAAGAACCGGCAGCUCCUCUUCCAUCCUCUCCGCUUCGUCGGAGUCCAGUGAGAAGGGCAGAAGUGAGGACGAGAGGCAAGCCACAAGCCCAGCCCAAAGAACGGCACAGGGCAAAGAGGCCACCCCUUUAAAGGGCACGUGGAGGAAAAUGAAAGACAGUGAUGGCUCUCGCUCUAUGACGUUAGAUCUAGCGGAUACGGGUGCAGAGUCGGGAUCUUCAGCCUUGGGCCAUCAGAAUGCAGGUGCAUCAAAAAGUACUGAAGAUGUGUGGGUCCGAAUCGAGGACUGCCCCAUAAACAACCCCAGGUCAGCAAAAUCCCCCACAGCCAACACCCCACCUGUCAUUGACUCUGUUCCAGCCAAAAUGUCAGUCGCAGAUGCCAGUGAACCUCACCCCAAGCCACCGAGUGUAGCGGAAAAUGCUAACACGCGCCGACUUGGGUCCGAGACGAAUCUGAACCUGUUCAGGAGCAGCGAGAGUCUCGACCGAAAAGGCGCCGACAUGAUCAAGCAUGCUCCCAGCAACCCAAACGUCGCCAGCGAGAGCCACGAAGUUCCCGUGGCCACCGAACGAACCCCCUUUAGCUCCUGCAACUCCAGCAAGCACAGCUCCCCGAGUGGUGCCGUGGCCGCCAGGGUCAGCCCUUUCAACUACACCCCCAGUCCCAGAAAGAGCAGUGCGGACAGUACCGCCGCCCCCAGACCCUCCCAGAUCCCCACGCCCGUGUCUAGCGGCGUGAAGAAGAGGGACUCCAAAGGGGACACUACGGAGAGUGGCUCUUAUAUUGUUACGUCUGUCUAAGGACCCGGUGUUGUAGAUAUACCAGAGACUGAAAGUGGGUUCCUUGAGUGCCCCCCAACAUACUCUUGACUCGCCUGAAACAGACAAAAGCACUGUUCUUGAUGUGAGAGUGGGAAAAAUUAAGCUGUUUGUGUAGAUGUAGGCCUGAUGGAAGGCUCUGUGUUUUUUGAUGGUGAAGUUGUGAUCGGCAUACUUGGUUAGAAAACCAAGAACUUCAGAGACUUUGUCGAGCAAAAACUCUAUGUGAAUUUAUACUGUACAGAUUUUAAUUAUGUAUAUAUUUAAUUUAAACCCCUAUCAAGAUUAUGUAUCUUGCCUGACUUGACAAAGAUAAUCACUUAAAAAGUUGCAUAUUUGGGACACUUGCGAUGGACUGGAGUAAUAUUUGUUGCUUUUGAUUUUCGAAAUGUUAAAAACCCUGUAAAGGCCUGUAUAAAGUUAAAAGCAUUUCCUUAUUGCAGCUUCAAAGACGUAUAUGACCACCUUCCCUGUCCCCCUCCCUGCAUGAAGCGACCUGAUGGUGUAUUUUCUGAAGUGAAGAUUAGCAUUUCUGUGGUCACUUUGACAUGUAUUGGUAGCUGUAGUGUAACAAUUUUACACUUUUACUCUUGUGCUUCGAAAGCAAGGACUUGUAAUGUUUUUGAAUUGAAUGAGGAUGUUUAUGUGGGUCAUAUAGAUGACAUCAAAAUGUAGGUAGAUCCCAUUACUCUGCUAUUUGUUGUAAUAAUGUUACCAGGUGACUUGGGUGUAUUUUUAUUCUAUAAUUUCAGACCAUCUCUAAAGGACUACAUUUGAAAAUUAAAACGGUUCUCCCUA